Molecule: messenger RNA, 2673 nt
Organism: Fonsecaea erecta
Lineage: Eukaryota; Fungi; Ascomycota; Eurotiomycetes; Chaetothyriales; Herpotrichiellaceae
Exons: 1
Coding region: 1-2673 (890 amino acids)
Biological process (GO): phosphorelay signal transduction system; protein autophosphorylation
Molecular function (GO): phosphorelay sensor kinase activity; histidine phosphotransfer kinase activity
Source: RefSeq, a predicted model, not a curated record
AUGGCCGAACCACCUGAUCCUCGGCCGUCCCUGCCGCUCAUCGAAAGACAGUCAUUAUGUCUCCCAAGCAUCGAGCCCGGCGUGCCCGCCCACUACGGGGAAGAUGGUUUCCUUCAGAACCUUGCAAAACACUUCCCAUCCCAUGAGAACAAUGCUCUCGAAAAGUUGGUGCAGCUGAAGCGGGAAUUGAAGUCGGCCGAUACUGAAUCCUUUUGGCAAAAGCUGAUGGAGGGCAUGACGGAGAUUUGCCAUGCGCAAUACGGAUUCGUUGCAAAAAGGAUACUGUCCGACGACCACCAUUCGGCAGUCGAAAUGCCUCCGUUUGGCGAGUCAGGUUCUUGUCUUCUGGGCGUCGCUUUCUAUUAUAACGACGGUGACAAGCAGAAGGCUAUGCACCGCGACUAUAAGUAUCUUGCUUGGGGUUCGCCAUGCGCCUAUAUGAAGCACGACAAAGUCUUCCUGAUCCCGGAGCACAUGAGUUCGUUCAUCACUCACAACCCUAACGCUCUUCCGUUUCCGGCAGAAGGUUACAUUGGAAUUCCCUUGUUUGCAGAUGGCAAGUGUUUUGCCCAUUUUGGUAUGAUGUGGACACAGGAAGGUCUCGACCGGCGAGAAACUACUUGGAGUUACACCGAACUUUUACUGCAUUCGUUGGAAGACAUGAUUGUUGAACGUCUUUUGAGCGGUCAGGGAUUUGUGAAGCCUCGGAGUCGAAAUCCCAAUACAACCAGACCGUCUCACGUUAUUCCGCGCGAAGCUGUCACUCCUGGAACUCAGUCUCUCAAGCCGUAUGCCAAAAGUUUGUCGCAUGAACUGAGGACACCAAUGCAGGGCGUGGUAGGAAUGCUAGAUGUCAUGCAUGCGACGGUGCAGGAGCAGAUCGAGGGCGCCUCGGAUCCCUCUCUGCGCCAGGUUUUUAGGGCCCUCAGAGAGAACAUCGAGAUCAUCCAAGACAGCGCUAAACGAGCCGUUGAAGCUGCUGAUAACGUCGUCCAUGCGUACGACAUGAAUAUGCAGAUACCCGACACCCCGUCGAAUGAGAACGAAUCACCAGCAACAAUAUCCACCGGCUAUUUCGAUUACAAACCCGCGAGACUGAUUGAAGGGAGUGAUAUCCAUUUCAAUUCAUAUAAACGCCGAAGAAGUAGUCCGACGUCCUGGCACUUCGGCAAUGCAACCAAAAUGCGACAAGUUGGCCCAUCAGCUCGUAUCGACGUAUCUCCCAAAAGCAAUGUGGGCAAGUUUCAACCAACUCCACAAACAUUACCUUCUGACGAAGGCAUUCCCACAAUUGUCGCUCCCGCACAAGAUUGUUUUACACCUGGGGAUCUUCAUACUCCCUCCACCAAGGUUUCUUUAGCAGAAAGUGACGCGUUUCCAACACCAGGGUUGAAACACUGCCGGAUCCGAGAGCUGAUACCCAUGGUGAUCUACGAAUCUUUGCGCGUUGGAGGCAGACCUGAUUCGGCUAUAGGGGAGCCCACCGACUUGGGCGAAAGAAUUGUGGUUAGGUCGCGCUCCUCAAAUGGUCACAUCUCCCAGAAAACCAUCGAAUGGGCAGUGGCUGAAGAUGUACCUGAGACUCUUUUCGCAGACGAACGAGACUUAACCAAAUUGGUAUCAGCCGUGCUGCUAAACGCUAUCAAGUUCACAGAACAGGGCAGCAUUAGUUUGCAUGCCCGACUCUCAAAAACGCACCGAUUUCUGGUCAUUAAGUGCAAGGACACUGGCGAUGGGAUCCCGGAGGAUUUCCAACCCGAGCUUUUCAAACCAUUCUCUCGGGAGGACGAUUCGUUGACCCGGUCAAAAGAAGGCCUUGGCCUUGGUCUUCUGGUUGCUAAAGGAUUGGCGCGUCGGCUUGGCGGAGACAUUGUCCUCGUGGCUUCAGACGUCUCUGGCCCUAACAAGGGUUCUGAAUUUGAGAUCAAGGUGCCUUUUGAACCUAACGAGGGUUCGACAAGUCGUUCUGGUACCCCUAGUAGCAGGACUCCGGAGGGAUCGAAAGUCGCCUCCCAGACACCUGCUACGUUGGCGCCUCCAGAUUUAUCACCCAAAGGCCACAAACAUCCGAGACCUACAAAGAUAUCUAUGCCGUCUACUGAAGGGUAUCGAUCCCGGGGACCACGAACACCGGCGCAGACCAGUCCGCUAAAGAAGGACACAUAUGAUCGGUAUCUCGCACAGAAGCAUCCUCUUACAUUCUUGGUUGCGGAGGACAACAAAAUCAACCGAAGAUUACUCGUGAACAUGCUCGGGAAAUUGGGAUAUACAGAUGUACACGAAGCCUUUGACGGGAAGGAAGCCGUCCGAAUCAUGCGGGAAAUACACAGCAGGGGAAGGACUUGCGGCAAAUCGAACGGGAAACGGUCCGCCAAAAAGGUUGACGUCGUCUUAAUGGAUCUCUGGAUGCCCGAAAUGGAUGGUUACCAGGCGACCGAGCAUAUAUUGGAAAUGUUCCAACAACCUCAAGGCGAGGAUGGAUCCGACCGUGGCCGCAUGUCCCCUCCCAUUGUCUUAGCUGUCAGCGCUGAUGUCACUGACGAGGCCAUUGACCGGGCUACCAAGACCGGGAUGGAGGGAUUCAUGACGAAGCCAUACAAACUGGCAGACUUGCAGAAAUUGAUUGUUGAAUUCUGCGUCCGAAGCGAUGGCGUUAUUACUGCUCCGGGUUGA